Molecule: messenger RNA, 383 nt
Organism: Cutaneotrichosporon oleaginosum
Lineage: Eukaryota; Fungi; Basidiomycota; Tremellomycetes; Trichosporonales; Trichosporonaceae
Source: RefSeq, a predicted model, not a curated record
CUUAAGCAUCAUCUCGAUCUACGAUCGACCGUCUCGGCCCAGAAGCAGCGCUCAUGAUGUUCUAAUCAAUAAUCAAGGGACGCCAGCGCGCUGGGGCGGUGAGCAAUGAGCAAGUGGAAGGGCACAGAAUGGAGAGGACUGUCGCUGAUCAUCAUGCUAACGCCUCGCGUCUCGGCUUGUCGCUAUGCGUACCUCGGCGGACGUACCCGUGCCGAACACAGGCCGAGGUUGGGUGUGUCGCCCUCCCGCGCUAAUGAAAAGCAUGUGAAGCGCAUGGCCCUGCGAAGCGAUCUGUCAGUGAGUCACAGUGUAUUCCCGGGCGCGGGCAACAGAUAGGGAACGCAAAGAAGCCGACUGCUGUGGAAGAUCGAUGAUAAUGGCAU